Messenger RNA from Strongylocentrotus purpuratus (purple sea urchin), 2260 nucleotides. Its product is annotated as heparan sulfate glucosamine 3-O-sulfotransferase 3A1-like. The record is from RefSeq and is a predicted model, not a curated record. Gene Ontology annotation, molecular function: [heparan sulfate]-glucosamine 3-sulfotransferase activity. The coding region runs from base 576 to 1700 and encodes 374 amino acids. The transcript has 3 exons. Lineage: Eukaryota; Metazoa; Echinodermata; Echinoidea; Camarodonta; Strongylocentrotidae.
UACACACACACGCACACAAAAGUAUUAAAGAGUAACAUAGGCCUAUAGCUUCCACAAUAAUGAAUGUGUACAGACUGCAUGAAGGGAAUACAAGUGAAAGCAACAACUACGCUCAUGGUCUUAGGUUAAAAUCUAAAAUUCGAGCAGUUCAGAAGUGACCAAUUCACCGGAAAUCUCAGAAGGAUGUAAUUUGAUUUUCAUUUCUAUCACAGAUUUUGCAAUCGAUGCAUUUCGGUAACGCUGGAAGUUGGAUGUUCGUGCAAUACAUGCAGAUGACUAUUGAAAACUGAGACGGUUUGUGAUAGUCGAAGGUUUCUAUAUGUGAGGAAUCCGGAUUGUGCAAGAACCGGAAAAUCAAAUAUAUUUGAAAUAUGAAUCUGUUGCAUCAAGUCAAUACUAUCCAAACGUUUUCUGAAUGAUUCCCACACCGUUAACCUCGAAUCUACUAUCUUGUAAGGAGGUCUGAAAUAAGCCGGAAUAUAACGUGACCGGUAAGGUGCAUGGUUAGUAUGGUUCCUGCUUAGAGAAACUCCUUCUAAUGCAAACGUUAUACUAGGUGAAGUGAUAAAGUAACCAUGCAAACGUACAUUAGACCGAAAAGAUCCUUUGUAGCUGGUACCAUAUUUGGAAGUUUUGUAUUUGGUAUGUGUUAUUGCAUUUCCAGCUAUGCCUCACCUUUCAUGGAGGGUUCAAUAACCCAGGCAACAGCGGAAAUCAUCGAGCAAGACACGCUGCACGGCAGCCAUCUUGAAAGUGAGCGCGAUGGUUCUAAUUCUGCAGGCGUAGGGACGAACUUUCCUGAUAUAGACCUGACUACGAUGCAAUGUCCGACGAAGGACUCCGCGGUAGAUCCUAGCAUCCUUGCCCAGUUAGACUGUAAGAAGCGGCUUCCUCACGUCAUCGGGAUCGGGAUGGAGAAAUGCGGGACCGGAGCCCUGUCGUUCUUCCUGGCCAGCCACCCUUCUCUCGUCCAUUCUGUUCCCCCAGAGAUUUACUAUUGGAACAGGAAUAAAGAGAAGAGCCUCGAGUGGUACCGAGACCAGAUGCCAAUCUCCUCCAAACACCAGGUAACAAUGGAGAAAACGCCGUCGUACAUCUUUGAAAAAGACACGCCGGCGAGGAUCAAAGCGCUGAUGCCCGAGACCAAAUUCAUCGUCAUGAUCCGGGAUCCGAUUGUCCGAGCUGUGUCCGAUUACCUCCAUCUACAACUUGUCGCACAUCCGGCGUUCUUUAAACCGCGGAUAGUUCAACCAGGCAAUGAACCGAAGACUUACCUCAAUACAACCUUUGAAGGAUCCGUAAUUAAACCGAAUGGUGAAGUCAACACGGAUAAUUCUAUCCUUUCGCACAGUGCAUACGUGCUAUAUCUAAAGAAAUGGAUUGAGCUUUUUCCUCGACAUCAGUUCCUCGCCAUAGACGGCGAUGAAUUUGUUAAGAAUCCUUUACCAGUCUUACAUCAGGUCGAGUCUUUCUUAGGUAUUCCUAACUACUUCAAUGAAAAGAUCGUCUACUUUGACGAACAGAAAGGCUUCUUCUGCAUGUCGAAACGGCGCGGUUCGGGUACCGUCUGCCGUGGAGAUAACAAAGGGAGACAUCAUCCAAACGUUGACGAGGACGUCAUCAGGAGACUGAGAAGUUACUUCCGGCCCUACAAUACUCAACUGGAAAUUAUGUUGGGCCAGCACUUCACAUGGAGUUAGAGGGCAGUCCAACCUUGGUGGCAAGUUGAGAAGCAAGGAGGAACAUCGUAGAGACGGGUUGGUGAAAGCUAAACGAAGAUCUAUUUGAUUUGUUUUCAUAUAUUUGAUUUUUAAGUUUAUUAUUCUGCAUUUCAUAUUAAUAAUAACAUUUUUAAAAAUCGGCAACAUCACAGACAUAAAACACUUAAAAGUACUUUCUGACAAUUAAUUAAGAAUAAUUAUUUAUUAAUUUCUAAAAUAUAACAGAUAAAUGGUCAAAUUGUCAUAUUUUAUCACACUUUAUCAACAAUGAUAUAAAACAAAAUAUAUAACUAUUUGACAGUUAUGAUCAUUAAAUCUAAUAUGAAAUCUGUGUAAAUCUCAAAUUGGCAAUUCCUUGCAGGCCCGUAACCAGAGUUUUCAAUUAGGGGGUUCGUUUUUAAACGGCUAGGGGUCCAGGAGCAACGCUCCGUCGGGAGUUUAGGGGUGAAGCCCCUGAGUUUCAUGCUUCUUAAGACCCCAAAACGCCCUAUUUUGCAUAUUUUUUCCUUCGACGUUUCAUUAAAUUAUUAGAGAAAGAA